AGGUGGUGCAUCCUGGGAGAAAACGAAACGUUCUGGAGAAGGGAGCGAGAGAGAGAGAAAAAAAAAUCAGAAAGUCAGGUUGACUGGAUAUCCAGACAUCCGCCACUUCUCACUGUCCGGAUUUUUUAGUACAUCCGUCGGCCUGCCGCUCGCUUUCACACAGCAAAGCACUGUAACGAGAGGCCCACAACUCUCAACAACCGCCCCGCUAGCGCGAGCACCUCAACUCCCAACGGCCGCCCCGCUGGCGCGAGGCAUGUGACGGCCAGCCCGGCCCCCCACGAGCGCAGCGCACUCGGGGUGAAAAAAAACCAUGGAGAGGAAUUACCCGGCCCCCAACUUCAGCGAUCCGCUGGCGCCCGGCGGACAAACGUGGCCGUACGAGCGGGCGGGCAGUGGCGUCAAGUCCAGUUUGAGCUAUGGAGCAGCACACCCAGAAACUGACCUCCUUCAUCGACCAGCUUAUGCAGCAUCUCACCAAUUGCCUGGCUAUACCACUACACAUCACCCCACAGGGCUAUCCAGUUUAUUUGAUGCAACCAUACAACAUUCUGGCAGUAGUGCAUCUGAAAGCUCAGUCAUGAACUUCCUUUCAGCUAUUGAAUCACGCACCCCUCCAGCUGGACCUGCUGCAGCCUCCCUGCUACCCCAGUUCAGAGCUCCUUCAUGGCAGACAGGUAUGCACUCUUCAACACCUUCUGAACUGUUCGUCACUGGAGCACUACAAGCUUCUGGAACAUUCCCACCAUCUGCUCUUGCAGCGUAUCAGCAUCCUCCUUCCUUUAGUAGUCGAAGUUUUACUGGUGCACAGCCCCUGACACUACAAGAUGUACCUUUCAGUCCUACGACAAAUGGACUUCUUUCUCCUCAUGAUCCCUUGCUUCAAAUCAAGUCUUCUCAAGCGGCUGUUCCUUCCCCUUUGACUUUUGACAGAAUUGGUAGUACUGUUUUAAGUACAAGCAUACCCCCAUCUUCAACAUACCGCUCUGCUCAAGAAUCUGCUCCUCAUCACUUACAACCACAAUUUAGUUUGUUGCCUUCAGCACUUGGACCAACUCAACAAGCCUCUCAAGCAUACGGCACAUCCGUUUUUUCUAGUUCAACUGCCUCCAUUGAAAGGGCACUUCAAAGAGAAUGUAGCGUUAUUAAGCAUCACCAGCGGCCUUCAAGCUCACACUCAGUACAGGUGCAAUUACCAAGUUCUCACCAUUCCUUACAAGGUUAUCUUACCAGUGGGAAUGAAGUUGAUUUUCAGGGAACUUCAAGGCAUGCAGGUUUGACAUGUAGUCCACUUGGAGACCAGUCUCAGGUGAGCAAUGAUGGAACACAGCAAAAGAACUCUGCUGUAACAGUUGAACAGUCACAGAGUUAUUCACCCACUGUUCAGUCUCUUGAUUAUUCUUCAAAAACUAAAACCUGUUCAUCAAGACCAGCUCACCGUUCUACAAAAACUUCCAAAUCUCAAAGUGCAACAGCUACCGGGCAAACACAGAGUUACUCCACACCUACACAAAAGCAAAGUUCAGUAAUAUCAAGCCAGUCACAAGUGUACUCUUCAGGACAGGCGUCAAAUCUAAUCAUGUCAAUUAGUCAGUCCCAGAACUAUACUUCAACACAGUCUCAGAGCCUGUCAGCUGUCAGUCACUCAGAGGUAUAUUCUUCCAGUCAACCUGAGAAGCUCUCUACUUUAAGCAAGUCACCAGCUUCUUAUUCUAGCCAGUCACAAAACCUAACACCUGUUAGUCAAGCACUCAGUUACUCUUCAGAUCAGCCGCAGGUAUUGCCUUCAGUUAGCCUCACUGAUGAUUAUUCUGGUCAGCCACAAAAUUUAUCUUCUAUUAGCCAAGCACACAACUAUCCUUCUGGGCAUUCUCAGGGUAUACCUGCUGUGAGUCAGUCACAAAGCAGCUAUUCUGUGCAAUCACAGGGUUUAUCAACUGUUAGUCUUUCGCAAAGUUAUACUUCUGGACAAUCUCUCACUUUGACAUCACAAACGCAAUCAUUACCAUUUUCUUCUUCUACUGGAGCACAGAAUUUAUCAUCUUCAAGUCCUACUCAGGACUUUAUGUCUAUGCAUUCUUCGCCAACCAGUCAACCACAAAGUGUUCAUUCACCGUCUCAGAAGUUCUUGUCAGGAGUACAUUCACCUACUUUCACUUCAUCUCAUUCACAGACCAUGAAGAGCACUCAGUCAUCCACAGACAUAAAGCAGUCAUAUAUUAAGAGGAAGUCUGAUUCAGACUUGUUUGUAUCAUCUAAGGAAGAUGAUGAAAGUUUCCCUAUUCAAGAUUUGUUACAGCAGCAGCCUUCUCUUGAGGCAUCCACUCCAGGUUUAACAGAAAGUAGAAUUGGGGAGGAGAAUGCUGUUUAUGCUGUCUCAAAAGCAGAUGACCGAUAUCUAUCUCAGAGUGUGAUCCGAAGUAAUUCUCGCCUAGAAGACCAGGUUGUUGCUCUCACUUUUCAGGGAUCAAAAACAGAUGAAAGAAAACAUGAACAUUUGAAGCAAUUUAGUGUGACCCAAUCCAUUGAAGCAAUGGUAACUCAUCAUGGUCAGUCAGUUGGCAGUAACAACAAUCUGAAAACGCAAGACAUGAAAAAGGUAGUUAAUUUAUCGCAGUCAUCGCAUAUUAUUAUGGGUUCUGAAGAAUUGAAGCAGCCUCAUUCUCUAUUACAUAAAGCACAGGAGGCUAGAGCACAAGCUCAUCAAGCACAAGUAAUUAAUUCUUCUCAGCAUUUGCAAACACACACGGUAUGCCAGACUCCACGGUUACAGCUCUCUGGUGCACAGGUACUCCUAGAUACAUCGCGUGAAAUGCCAUUGUCUUUAAUACAACCAUCAGUAGCACAGCAGCCCCAGUUACUACAGUCAGGCCUAGGUCAAUCCCAAGCGUCAGCACAGUCACAGCAAAUACAGGCUCAGUCUCAGGCAUCACAUCAUCAAUCACAGUUUCUUCAACUUGAGAGACACAUUGCCCAAGCCAAUACACCACAGUCUCAACAGCUUCUCCAACAAAACUCUGAAGCAAUGAAACUGAAUGGUACAGAAUCUUCAAAACCACUACAGCUAACAACAAAAGAUCAUUUUGACCCAUCACACAGGCAAGAUUCAAAAUCUCAGUUUGUUGGCCUUAGUUCUGUCUGUUUUUCAGAAUCUAUGUUGCUUGGUGUUGAGAGAAAUCUCUUCUCUGGUGUUGAAGAUGUGUUUACUGCAAAUGAAGGGUUUGCCAAGUCUGCUUGCAAUGAAUCCAGCAUUCAGUCAGUUGAAUGUGCUGAUCGUUCAAAAUCUGCAUUUCAGACUGCAUCUGGAAGGCAUGUUUCACCAAGUUUUCAUGCUUCUCAAACCGUACUGCCCAAUCAACAGAAUAUGCAUAAUUUGACGUUAAGCAAUAGUCAAAUUAAUUUGGAUCUAGAGGCAGUACCAUUAGAUAGUUCAGCUCAAUCUAAAACUUCAAGCCUUGAUCAACAAACCCUUGGAACUUCAGACCAGCACAUGCAGGUUGGGCUUACUGCAACAAAUAUGAAUUCCAUUCAGGAUUCCAAUGAUCAGGAGAUUGAAGGUCUUAAGAAACAAUUAGGUGCUAAUCCAGAAUCUGAAGAAGAGGAUAACGAUGACAUUCCUGAUGAUGGUGCCAUAAAUAAUGCUAAGGAUCCAGACUUCAUUCCUAGUGGUAGAAGUAACACAGAUGAGAGUGCUGUGUCAGAUAUUGAUUACAGUGUGGGUGAUGAAAUUACACAAGGAUCUAGUAACAAACGAAAAUUAAAAAGACCAGCAAAGCCUAAAUUGAAACUGGGUGUACAGAUAGAUGGAUGGUCUCACAGUUUGCCUGAAGAAGGAGGGAAUCUAGACUUGGCUACAGAUGGAAAUCAGAAGAAACAAAGAACAAAAGUACGAACAAAAGAAACUUUAGAUGAUGAACUUUUUAGCCAGAAACCAGUAAAACGAAGUGGGCUGGGUAAGCGCCUGAAUUCCAAAGAUGCAAACUCACCUCAUACAUCUAAUGAUAGUUAUUAUGAAUGUUACUACCAGCAAGAAAGGAUAAAUCAAAAGAUUAGAGAAGUUGAGGAAAAGCAACCAGAAGUUAAAAGUGGUUUCAUUGCUUCCUUUUUAGACUUUCUUAAAUCAGGACCUAAGCAGCAGUUUCCUGCACCUUCAAUACGCAUGGCACAUCGCAAUCGACGUCCAUCUGCCAAUACCAUUCAUAUUCCCCUUCUGCCAGUUUCAACACACCAAUCAGUGCCAACUGCCUUAAUAUCUACUGAAAGUGGUUCUACUAGUCCUUGCAAAAAAAUAGAUAAUGAUCUGAAGAAAAACCUGGAAACAUUACCUGCAUUUUCCUCAGAUGAGGAAGAUUCUGUUGGGAGGAACCAGGAUCUUCAGAAGAGUAUUUCCUCAGCACUUUCUGUUUUGGAUGAUCCUUCUAAUAAAAAAGAAAAAUUAAACACAAACGAGUUCAUCACUAAUGGGGAGAAGGAUUCCAACCCUUCUAUUUCUGCCAUUAUACAGCAGGAAAAGGUUGCAAAUCCUUCUCCCCCUUUAAAAGAGGAAGUGCAGGAGCCAACUGUAGCUCUAGAAUCUCCCAAGCCAAAUGAACAAGAUGACCUGAAUUCUACAGAGCGAGCUGCCAAACAAGAAUUACUUGCUGUAGAAGGUUCAACAGAUGAAGAUGAUAUAGAAAGUGGAGGAGAGGGCAUGUACAGGGAGCGAGAUGAAUUUGUUGUAAAGAUAGAGGACAUUAAUGCUCUUAAGGUGGCCUUACAAACAGGUAGAGAACCUCCUGCUAUAUGGAAGGUACAAAAAGCUUUGUUGCAAAAAUUUAUGCCUGAAGUAAAAGAUGGACGGAGACAAUUUUCUGCAACCAAUAGUUAUCUUGGAUACUUUGGAGAUGCAAAAAACAAAUAUAAACGGGUGUAUGUGAAAUUUAUUGAAAAUGUAAACAAGAAGGAUUACGUUAGAGUUUGUUCCAAAAAGCCACAAAACAGGCCAUUGCAAACUUUAAGACAUCACCAAUCAAGAAUGGGUUCUAGUAAUAAAGUGUCUGUCAGCAAUUCUACAGCAUCUAAAAGCUCAACAGCAAAAUCUAAAGCUAGGCCAGUCAAACAAGUAAAGGGAAAGGCUGAACCACCACCGAAAAAACGAAAGAAAUGGCUAAAGGAGGAGUAUUCAUCUCAUUCGGACUCUUCUCUUGAAACUCGGAGUGAUGAUGAAGAUGAACGCCCUUUAACAACACCAUACGUAGCUCGCUUCCUGAAUACCAGGACAAUGAAGGAGACAUUUAAAAACUAUGUGGAACUACUCGUGAGUACAGCCUUGGAUCCAGACAUGAUUGAGGCAUCGGAGCAAAGUAAUGAUGAGAUGUAUUUGCCACACAUGAGGAAAAUUGAUAGCAUGCUGAAUGAGAACAAGAAAAGACUGAUUUCCAAGUUCCCACUGGAGUCAGCACUCAAGACUUCAAUGGAGAAUUUUCCUGAACUGACUACGUGUGUCUCGGGAGUAAAAAGCAGCAAUCCAAAUGUGCCCAAAAUUAAAUUGAGUGGUAAAAGUUACAAUAAGAAGACUCUCCAGCCAUUAAAACAAAAUGCCAAGGGCCAAAAGGAAUUCACUGUUGAUCAUGAAAAACUGCAGUGCUGUACUUUAUAUCACACACUUCAUCAUUAUAAGUACCAUACCUACCUGAUAUGCAAGAAAGAGGCUGCUUCCAUUCUAAAACGGAAUAAAGAUCUUGGCCAAGUUGAAACAAUCCAGCAGUGUAUGGAAAACGAGAAAUGGGUGGAAGAUCUCUUUGAAAAAUUUGGCGAUCUUCUGACACAAACACAGCAGAAGUGUUCAUAAUGUACAUAAUGAGAUUUUACAACAGUUUUAUCUGUGGCACUAACUAAAUAUCAUGGAGACAUUGAAAUGAACGGUUGCACCCCAGUGGUGCUCGGCUAGGCUUUGAAUAGUGGCAUUUGUGGGCUAUGUGGACCUUGUAUGUCGACCUAUAGCUACAUGGACAUGGUUGUCAAGGAAAUACAUUUUGGCUUUGGGAGUUUAUUAAUUAUUGUGUCUAACCACAUUUUUAUGAUGGCCAAUAUUUUUGGGUUUUUUUGUAUUCUGUGAUCUUGAGGUAUUGAGUAACAUCUAUUUCCAAAAAAGAACAAUUUUUAAUAAAAGUUUUGUGACUGAUCAAAACGGCAAGGCAUGCACUAAAUAUAUUAUGAUUUUCUUUACUACCGUAGAUUAAACACUUUAGGAAAUUGUUUUGUUCAGUAAGAAAUGCUUUAAAUUGAUUACCUGCCUCUUACUGACCUCCAAGACACAGAGGCAACCAUAUAUCUUUCUAAUGUCUACCUACCAAAUUUCCACAUCAUAAAGUUGGUGUGCCAUGACAUUCUUUCAAGUUACCGUCAGCAAACACGUAAUUUUUGUUACUCUACAGACUCCUUUUAUGUUCAGAAAUAGCAAGUUCAGGAAACUGAACGUGGAGUUGGUGCAAUUCAAAGACUUUGUGUCAGUUCUGGUGAUGAAAACGUGAUCAACACCUCUAUUUUCCCUGUUUUUGAAGAAAAAAAUUAUUUUGCCUUUAUACCCAUAUUUCUUUAAAAUAAAUUGUACAUUUUAUCUCAUCAAUAAUUGUAUUUUUCAGAGAAAAUAUUGUGGUUUGAAUUAUGUUCAUUUAUCUGUGUAAUACACUUUGCAUUGUUUCCAGUAAAUUUUCAUUUACAUGUUGAUCACAUUGUAUACUUUAUAAUGAGGUAAACUACUAUUUCUUUUUUUCUGUUAAUACAAGAUUGCUUCAGUGUGUACCAGAUAUGCAUAUUGGACUAGUUUUGCCUUUUAAGUGUAGCUGUGUUACACAUUGCAAUUAUUUUCUGAUACAUGAAAAUAAAUUUCGUACUAAACCUAAAGCCAAAGAAGUUUAUAUUGCACCAGGAGAACUGUUCAACAAUUCAGCAAUAUAGACAGUACAUUUGUAAAUGUAGUUUAAUUCAACAUGGUUUUGACUGUUACUAUGAAUAAUAUUUUCUUGAAUAUUGCCACCCUGGUGGUUUUUCUUAUGCUCUGAUUGUUACUUACCAUUCUAUGCAUCAUGUUUUACUCUACCAAAUUAACCCUUAAAAUGACUACCAUUUUAAAAUUC
Messenger RNA from Chiloscyllium plagiosum (whitespotted bambooshark), 7118 nucleotides. RefSeq names its product glutamine and serine rich 1 (gene qser1). NCBI's taxonomy places the organism in Eukaryota, Metazoa, Chordata, Chondrichthyes, Orectolobiformes, Hemiscylliidae. The record is from RefSeq and is a predicted model, not a curated record.